Messenger RNA from Psammomys obesus (fat sand rat), 225 nucleotides. RefSeq names its product serine protease inhibitor Kazal-type 11-like. NCBI's taxonomy places the organism in Eukaryota, Metazoa, Chordata, Mammalia, Rodentia, Muridae. The record is from RefSeq and is a predicted model, not a curated record. Gene Ontology annotation, molecular function: protein binding. The coding region runs from base 4 to 225 and encodes 73 amino acids. The transcript has 3 exons.
AAAAUGGCUUCAAAAUGGAUCAAAUUCCUUUUUAUCUUGACCUUGGUACUUCUUCCUUAUUUUGUUCCAGACACUGAUGCUACAGGUCAACCAGCUAAAAGAAAACCGCCAAACUGUAGUCAGUAUAAACGUAAGUCUAUGUGCUCCAAAGAAAAGGACCCAAUUUGUGCAGACGACAGAGAUACUUACCUCAAUGAAUGCUUCUUCUGCAUCCAAAAGUUGUAA